AUGGCAGCACAAGUUGCAGAUGUGUCACCCCUGACCCUCAGGUCGAGCUAUGAGCUUUUACCACCUGAAAUGUCUGAGCUGAUAGUUGUUCUUCUGGGAAACCACUGGAGACAGAGAUGCUUCGUAGAGAGCAUCUUAGUUGAAACGGAAACAAACAUGCAGGAUUUACUGCACAGGAUCCAACAAAACAAGAAGGAAGUUGUGUUCAAACUAGUUCUGAACUUCGUAUCCUUCUGUUUGGAAAAAGUGAUAACAAAAAGAAAACUUUGA
Molecule: messenger RNA, 270 nt
Organism: Knipowitschia caucasica
Lineage: Eukaryota; Metazoa; Chordata; Actinopteri; Gobiiformes; Gobiidae
Source: the annotation of a GenBank genome assembly